Messenger RNA from Sesamum indicum (sesame), 551 nucleotides. RefSeq lists its product as uncharacterized. Gene Ontology annotation, biological process: negative regulation of ATP-dependent activity. Gene Ontology annotation, cellular component: respiratory chain complex I; mitochondrion. Lineage: Eukaryota; Viridiplantae; Streptophyta; Magnoliopsida; Lamiales; Pedaliaceae. The record is from RefSeq and is a predicted model, not a curated record. Gene Ontology annotation, molecular function: ATPase inhibitor activity.
ACACACGCACACACAGAAAGAAAGCUAAUUGAAGAAACCACCUGAAGACUCUAGAAAAGGAAAGAUGGCGAUGAGGUGUGUCGUUUCGCGCGGUGUAGUGUGUCGUUUGGCUGAGGGAAACUGGCAAAAAUCGAAACUUUGCUGCUUCAGCGACGACAGAGGACGGGUGCUCAGUGAAGAAGAGCGUGCUAAGGAAACAGUUUACAUUCAGAAAAUGGAGAGGGAGCGGAUGGAGAAACUGAAGAAGAAGAAGGCGGAGCAAGAGAAAGCUGAAAAGGAAAAAUCUGACAAGAAGUCUGAAGGAGAUGCUCAUAAGAGCUGAAAUCAGUUCGUCUAAACUCAGAUGACUUGUGAACUUCUGGUAUCUGGGCUACUGAGAACAUAAACCUACUUUGAUCUUUGUAUAGAGGUUUGUUCCUUGUUAACGUUUUGCAAGUGGUUCUAUUAUAGAGUUUCUUUUGCUUUUUCUUUCAUCGUUGGUUUUCUUGAGGUGUGUUUGGUACCGGAUUUGCAUCUUUUACAGUCUCAAUGUCAUGUCUUGCUUGAUAUUA